Messenger RNA from Megalops cyprinoides (Indo-Pacific tarpon), 3165 nucleotides. It is a transcript of the gene aldh1l2, whose product is annotated as aldehyde dehydrogenase 1 family, member L2. The record is from RefSeq and is a predicted model, not a curated record. The transcript is spliced from 23 exons. Gene Ontology annotation, molecular function: aldehyde dehydrogenase (NAD+) activity; formyltetrahydrofolate dehydrogenase activity. Gene Ontology annotation, biological process: one-carbon metabolic process; 10-formyltetrahydrofolate catabolic process; biosynthetic process. NCBI's taxonomy places the organism in Eukaryota, Metazoa, Chordata, Actinopteri, Elopiformes, Megalopidae. Gene Ontology annotation, cellular component: cytoplasm. Bases 352 to 3123 code for a protein of 923 amino acids.
GAGUGAAAAAGGUACAGUAAAAAUGGAGAGGAAUAAUAAAGAUUGCAUAAAAAAAUAUAAUCAGACGUUUUACGAGCGAAUCCGCCAGCGGUAAGUGCGCCCCGUACGCACGAGAGCCACAUGCGCGGGGACAUCAUGAAAAAGAGGAAGUCGUGAGCGCGCACGCAAGCCGAGCUCGCAGAGGCUCGCACAGUGACGGGUAUUUAGCAGUGCCGAGUUCAAGUGCUAUACCACUGUCACACGGUCUGACAGACAGGUGUGCGUCGCCAGGAGCGCACGGCCACCGUCCUGCUGGACGCAUCCUUUAUUCUCUAAUUCUGGAAUAAUUUUGAAAUCGAAAUACCCGCCAUCAUGUUGUGGACGGCUAACCAGUUCAUUAGGAAAUUUUCCACAAGCACCGCAUAUUACCAAAAUAAACUGAAGCUCGCCCUGAUUGGCCAGAGCCUGUUUGGACAGGAAGUGUACACCAACUUGCGGAAGCAAGGCCACAAGGUGGUGGGCGUGUUCACCGUUCCAGAUAAGGAUGGGAAGGCGGACCCCCUGGCCGUGGCAGCGGAGAAGGACGGCACGCCCGUGUUUAAGUUCCCCCGCUGGCGGGUGAAGGGGAAGCCCAUCCCGGAGGUGGUGGAGGCCUACAAGGCGGUGGGGGCGGAGCUCAACGUCCUGCCCUUCUGCAGCCAGUUCAUCCCCAUGAACGUCAUCGACCACCCCGCCCACGGCUCCAUCAUCUACCACCCCUCCAUCCUGCCCCGGCACCGCGGGGCGUCCGCCAUCAACUGGACGCUGAUCGAGGGAGACAAGAAGGCCGGCUUCUCCAUCUUCUGGGCGGACGACGGGCUGGACACGGGCCCCAUACUGCUGCAGAGGGAGUGCCCCGUGGAGCCCAACGACACCGUGGACUCCCUGUACAACCGCUUCCUGUUCCCCGAGGGCAUCAGGGCCAUGGUGGAGGCGGUCCAGCUCAUCGCAGACGGGAAAGCCCCUCGUAUCCCCCAGUCAGAGGAGGGGGCGAGCUACGAGGGUAUACAGAAGAGGUCCAACUCGAAGCUCAACCUCGCUCAGCCCGCCGAGGCCAUCCACAACUGGAUCCGCGGCCACGACAAGGUCCCCGGGGCCUGGGUCGUCAUCGACGGACAGCCUGUGACCCUGUACGGGUCGUCCCUGCUGGGUGGGGCUGUUCCCUCUGGUCAGCCCCUGGAGAUCGAGGGCACCGCCCAGCCGGGCUUGAUCACCAACAGCGGCCUGGUGCUGUACGGCUCCGACGGGAAAACGCUCCUGGUGAAGAACCUGCAGUUUGAGGAUGGAAAGAUGAUCCCAGCCUCCAAGUACUUCUCCUCUGGAGAGACUGCCAGCGUGGAGCUGACAGAGGAGGAGAAGAAGAUGGCUGAAGAGAUACGGGGCAUCUGGAAAGGUAUUUUGAGCAACGUUCCAAAAAUUGAGGACACCACAGAUUUCUUCAAAUCAGGAGCCGCUUCUAUGGAUGUGGUCAGAUUGGUGGAGGAGAUCAAGCAGAAGUGCGGGAGUGUGGAGCUACAGAAUGAGGAUGUCUACAUGGCCACCACCUUCCAGGACUUCAUCCAGAUGUUUGUCCGGAGGCUGCGGGGGGAGGACCAGGAGGAGGAGCUUGUUAUUGACUAUGCAACAAAAGACGUCAACAACAUGACUGUAAAGAUGCCUCACCAGUGCUUUAUUAAUGGGAAGUUUGAAGACGCGGAGAACGGAAAGACCUACGACACCAUCAGCCCAACAGAUGGUUCGGUGAUAUGCAAGGUGUCGUACGCGUCGGUGGCGGACGUGGACAGGGCGGUGGCGGCAGCAAAGGAAGCCUUCGAGACCGGGCCUUGGGGAAGGAUGAACCCACGCGACCGGGGCAGACUGCUGUACAGGCUGGCUGACCUGAUGGAGGAGCAUCAGGAGGAGCUGGCCACCAUCGAGGCCAUUGACUCAGGCGCUGUCUACACACUGGCCCUGAAGACCCACGUGGGCAUGUCCAUCCAGACCUUCCGCUACUUCGCCGGCUGGUGUGACAAGAUCCAGGGUACGACGAUACCCAUCAACCAGGCCAGGCCCAACCACAACCUGACCUUCACCAAGAAAGAGCCUUUGGGGGUAUGCGCCAUUGUCAUCCCCUGGAACUACCCCCUCAUGAUGCUGGCGUGGAAAAGCGCAGCCUGUUUGGCAGCUGGAAACACACUGGUCCUGAAACCAGCUCAGGUUACCCCAUUAACAGCCCUGAAGUUUGCCGAACUGACAGUCAAAGCUGGUAUUCCCAAGGGCGUGAUCAACAUUGUGCCUGGCUCAGGGGGUCUGGUGGGACAACGCAUGUCUGACCAUCCCGACAUUCGCAAGCUGGGUUUCACCGGAUCCACUCCAAUCGGCAAACAGAUCAUGAAGAGCUGUGCAGUCAGUAACCUGAAGAAGGUAUCGUUGGAGCUGGGGGGAAAGUCCCCACUCAUAAUCUUUAGUGACUGUGACAUGGACAAGGCUGUGCGAAUGGGCAUGAGCUCCGUGUUCUUCAACAAAGGGGAGAACUGCAUCGCUGCUGGCCGGCUGUUUGUGGAGGAGGGCAUUCACGACGAGUACAUCAGCAGAGUGGUGGAAGAGAUCAAAAAGAUGAAGAUCGGCGACCCCUUGGACCGCUCCACAGACCACGGGCCUCAGAACCACAAGGCCCAUUUGGAAAAGCUGCUGGAGUACUGCGAGAUCGGGAAGAAGGAGGGGGCCACGCUGGUGUACGGGGGACGCCAGGUGGACAGGCCAGGCUUCUUCAUGGAGCCCACAGUCUUCACCGAUGUGGAGGACCACAUGUUCAUUGCCAAAGAGGAGUCCUUCGGGCCCGUCAUGGUUGUGUCCAAGUUUAAAGACGGGGACAUUGACGGCGUUCUCGCGAGGGCGAACGACACAGAGUUCGGCCUGGCGUCGGGGGUCUUCACGCGCGACAUCAACAAGGCCAUGUACGUGAGCGAGCGCCUGGAGGCCGGCACCGUCUUCGUCAACACCUACAACAAGACCGACGUGGCCUCGCCCUUCGGUGGAUUCAAGCAGUCUGGCUUCGGCAAGGACCUCGGAGAGGAAGCCCUCCACGAAUACCUCAGGACCAAAGCCGUGACGGUGGAAUACUGAGGGAAACUCCCCUGCUGGACUCUGUUAUUGAUCACGAAUCAA